Messenger RNA from Fusarium oxysporum Fo47, 426 nucleotides. RefSeq lists its product as uncharacterized. Lineage: Eukaryota; Fungi; Ascomycota; Sordariomycetes; Hypocreales; Nectriaceae. The record is from RefSeq and is a predicted model, not a curated record. The transcript is spliced from 2 exons. Bases 1 to 426 code for a protein of 141 amino acids.
AUGUCGACUACUGACAGCAAAACUUUCAAUUUUUAUAAUUUCUUCUUUAAAUGGAUUGAUCCCAUUAUUGCUCUCGGAGGAGCAUAUCUCAACUUCAUUGAUCCAAUUGGCGCAGUGACCUCAAUGGCACCCAACUCAAAAUACGACCCGGAUCAAGUCUUUCUCUUCCAUCAGAGCGGCGGUCUUGCAUUAGCUGUUGCUUUUCUGUCCGCUACUAUUCCUCGAUGUUCGAAAGAUAUUACGGUAUGGAGAAUUUUGCAGUUUUCACUGCUGCUGUCCGACCUGGCGGGCAUUAGCGGAGUGGGUUUUGCCAUGGCCCGCCAAGGGAGACUUGGAGGAAUCUGGACUUCAGAUGAUUGGGGUUGUGGUGGAUCCCAUGGAAUUACUGGCAUAAGCGACAGUCCGGUAGUUAAAAAGCAGAGCUAG